Mitosporidium daphniae is the source of this 489-nucleotide messenger RNA. RefSeq lists its product as uncharacterized. The record is from RefSeq and is a predicted model, not a curated record. The coding region runs from base 1 to 489 and encodes 162 amino acids. Lineage: Eukaryota; Fungi; Microsporidia. The transcript has a single exon.
AUGGAUGAUUCAACCCAACCGUAUCAUGCUUUUAUUGGCGCACACAAAAUGCUUGCGAAGGGCCCCAGUGAUCGACAAAAAACUUUAACAGAUGUUGCCGUUGCUCCCGACGAGGAGGAGAUUCAAUUGCGUCUAAAGUUUUUGUGGACAGCGGCGUUUAGCCUCUCUGCACAGUCUGCAACCGCGCAACUCUCCUCUUCAAUGCUGGAGAAGCUUGUGCAGCUUGCUAGCGACUGUCAACUUAAUCUUCCCAUUUCUUUCUGGAGACGAGUUUGUCCCCAUUGCCUUUCCUUUUAUCAUGUUUCAGGCUAUACAAUACCCGAGUGGAAUGAUGUCUCUGCGGAUCGAACGAUCGAAAUGGAUAGGAUAAUUGGAAAAGACGCGCCAAAUAGCCUUUCCGCUGCUUUGUCAAGAAAAAAAGGUCCGUUUGUCAUUUACAUUUGCGACAUUUGCGCCGGUGGAGCCAAAUGGAUGCUUCCUUUAAAAUGA